UAACGACUGGACAGGAAGUUCGUUGCAAGUGCUCUAGUCAUUGUUUCCUGUCGGACUUUUUAAGUGACGGACACUUUGAUCCAGACAAGCAGCAACAAUGGUGGAAAUCCACACGUGGAAGUUUCAUCACAAAACUUGGUCAAAGUGACAACACUUGAACGGUUAAAGGAGGUGAAGCCGCAGGGAUUAAGCGGCGGUCGACACGCUGAUGGCCGCACACCAACACAUCAGCAGGACGCCAUAGGGCCGCCACCCCAGCGCCUCACGAUGGCGUCCGUGACGGAGGAGCUGACCUGCUCCGUCUGCAGAGACCUCUUCAGCAAGCCCCGCCCGCUGCCCUGCGGCCACAGCUUCUGUCCCGCCUGCAUCCGCCAGGCCUGGGGCGGCCCCGGCGAGACCGAGGGCCACUUCGCCUGUCCCCAGUGCGCCGAGCAGCACGGCCAGGUGCUGUGCGACUGCUGCUCCCCGGAGGCGGACGAAGGCCUGGUCCACGUGGCCGUCAAGACCUGCCUGAGGUGCGAGGUGUCGCUGUGCGCCGAGCACCUGCGCCACCACCUGGACAGGCCGGCGUUCAGCAGCCACCUGCUGGUGGAGCCCCUGGGGGACGUCUCCCGGCGCAAGUGUCCCACGCACACGGAGGUGUUCCGCUACUACUGCGCCGACGAGAGGGUGUACGUGUGCGGCGACUGUCUGCUGGAGGGAAGCCACGCUCAGCACGAAGUCAAAGGUCUCAGACAGGUGGAGGACGAUCUAAAGGAUAUUCUUCAGACACUGCUGGGAAAAUCUGAAGACAAGCUGAAAAACGGCGAACAAAUCCUCAAAGACUUCGCCAACAUCGACUCUACUAUUGCUGAUUCUCUGACGGAGGAAAACGCCCAAGUGGAGCGGCUGGGUUCGGACCUGCAGGUCCAGGUGGAGAAACUGGUCGCGGCUCUCAUGGAGAUAACCAAGAAGGACAGACGGCAGGUCAUCGAGCGCGUGCACGAGGACUGUUCCAAACUGAGGGAGGACCUGAGCCAGACCACGGGCAUCCGGCGCUACUUGGCGGCGCUGUUGGCGGAGAGCGACCCCUUCCUGCUUAUAUGGGCCUUUCAGUCUGAUGACACAAAGCUAGUACCUGACCUAAACAGUCCACUUUUCACCCCGGAACUGGUCAGUUUGGACAGAAAGCACAUUUUGGAGGAAAUGGAGGGCAAAUAUGGAGAGUUCAUCAGCGCCACACUGCGCUGCCUGAGUGAACUCAAGAGAGAGCUGUUGACCAGUCCUCUGACUCUGGACGCCAGCACCGCACAUCCUCUUCUGAGCGUCUCGGACGACUUGCAGUUGGUCACCAGGCUUCCGAGUCGCCAGCCCCAAGCGGACCACCCGGAGCGCUUCGACCACUGGCCGCAGGUCCUCACGGUCCAGAGCUUCUCUGCCGGCACUCACUACUGGGAGAUGGAGGCCGAGGGGUUCUGGGACAUCGCCGUCUGCUAUAAGAGUAUCGGGCGAAAGGGGAAGGAGGGCAAUGCCUUCGGCAACAACACGGUCUCAUGGAGUCUCACCCAGCAACAUGACAGGAAGCUGGCCGCUUGGCACGACCGGAAAAAAACCCGUCUCGCGUACAAAAUGACCGGCAAUCGCGUCGCCGUGGCUGUGGACUACAGUUCCGGCACCAUCACCUUCUCCGAAGUGGGACCAUCGAGCAACCUGACCCACGUUCACACUUUCUGGACCACGUUCACUCAGCCCGUGUCCUUGGGUUUUGGACUUUAUAAGUCGGAGUUUAACAGCCGUAUUUCGUUUAUGAAAGUCUAAGGGGACUGAGGGAACAAUACGGAGGGAUACACUCGUACAACUUGGUGUGGAAACUCACGAAAAUGUGAUAGUUAGUGUCUCAUCGCCCGUCUGAAUUGGGUGACAGAAACCUCAAAACGUAGGAUUCUGUAAAGAACAUUUUAAAACUAAGGACACAUUGAAUAUUAUUAAAAAUAGUUCAAAACAUACUAAAAUAGUACUGAAAAUAAUGUAGUACCUGCUGUCUAUUUUAUUCCAGUGGUGUGCAAACUACGUCUUCAAUUUGGCCCGGGAAACGUCACAAGUUUAAUAAGGGAUCUGGCAUGUACUUAUAUGACCCAAUGCAAGCAACCAUCCCGAGUCAUGGUGCAAAAAAAAAAAAAAAAGUAUCGACAUACGUUUUGGCACCUGUACCAAAAUAUUGGUAUCGGGACAACCCUAGUAUUUACAGUUGAACAGUGUUUCUUAACCAUAGGGCCAGGGCCCGUUGUUGGGCUGCCAACAAAUAUUUGUUUCUCAGUUGUAAUACACUUUUCCGCCACUUGUGGCAGUAAUGACAUUCUCAAACAAGGAGAAGACUGGAGCUAACGUUAUAGAGAAGUUUCUUAAGCGCAAAAAUGAUGACUAAAGUGGUAUUUUACUUUAACUUUAUUGCCAAUUUAUUUAAGAAACAUGUUCAUUAUAGUUUUAAGUAAUAUACUUUUCCACCACUUGUGGCAGUAAUGACAAUAUAAAACAGGGGUAGUUGUAAUACACUUUUCCACCACUUGUGGCAGUAAUGACAAUAUAAAACAGGGGUGGUUGUAAUACACUUUUCCACCACUUGUGGCAGUAUUGACAAUAUAAAACAGGGUUAGUUGUAAUACACUUUUCCACCACUUGUGGCAGUAUUGACAAUAUAAAACAGGGGUAGUUGUAAUACACUUUUCCACCACUUGUGGCAGUAUUGACAAUAUAAAACAGGGGUAGUUGUAAUACACUUUUCCACCACUUGUGGCAGUAUUGACAAUAUAAAACUGGGGUAGUUGUAAUACACUUUUCCAGCACUUGUGGCAGUAAUGACAAUAUAAAACAGGGGUGGUUGUAAUACACUUUUCCACCACUUGUGGCAGUAAUGACAUUAUCAAACAAGGAGAAGACUGGCGCUAACGUUAUAGAGAAGUUUCUUAAGCGCGAAAAUUAUGACUACAGUGGUAUUUUACUUUAACUUUAUUGCCAAUUUAUUUAAGAAACAUGUUCAUUAUAGUUUUAAGUAAUAUAGAAAUUUAUUAGAGCCGUUUAUCCAUUUCAGGAAUGUAGUUUAUCAUAGAACUGGCAUCCAAUGUAUAUAUAUAUA
Messenger RNA from Entelurus aequoreus (snake pipefish), 3112 nucleotides. It is a transcript of the gene trim110, whose product is annotated as tripartite motif containing 110. The transcript is spliced from 9 exons. The coding region runs from base 268 to 1797 and encodes 509 amino acids. The record is from RefSeq and is a predicted model, not a curated record. Lineage: Eukaryota; Metazoa; Chordata; Actinopteri; Syngnathiformes; Syngnathidae. Gene Ontology annotation, molecular function: zinc ion binding; protein binding.